This is a messenger RNA of Sphaerodactylus townsendi, 3655 nucleotides long. RefSeq names its product dopachrome tautomerase (gene DCT). Gene Ontology annotation, molecular function: dopachrome isomerase activity; oxidoreductase activity. The coding region runs from base 268 to 1848 and encodes 526 amino acids. The transcript is spliced from 8 exons. NCBI's taxonomy places the organism in Eukaryota, Metazoa, Chordata, Lepidosauria, Squamata, Sphaerodactylidae. Gene Ontology annotation, cellular component: melanosome. Gene Ontology annotation, biological process: melanin biosynthetic process from tyrosine; positive regulation of neuroblast proliferation; ventricular zone neuroblast division. The record is from RefSeq and is a predicted model, not a curated record.
AGCCCCUGAGCUCUGGCAGCUUGGCAGGCAACAAAGAGAUAAAUUGUCUGCUUUUCCAACCCCAUUCAAGGGAAUAAGGAUUCUUGAUUAAGCAACCCCUGAACGUCUAUUUUAGUAGGCAGCGAGGAUGAAAACAUAGGUUAUCGGGUCAGGUAGACUCUGGUUUGCUUAUCGGGACCAGAGGCUGCCAAUGAAAUUGCCUUUGCUCUUCUUAGUGAGGGUCACUGAUAGGCAGCUGGCUAGAAGCAGGUCUGGAGUGGCAUACCCAUGGCGGUCCCGUCCCAGUGGGGGAGGCUGCUUUGUUGGGCCGCUUUAGGAUGCUCAAGCCUGUGGUGGCCCCCGGUGGCCAAGGCACAAUUCCCACGAGUAUGUAUGACCGUGGAGAUGCUGAAAGCCAAGGUGUGCUGCCCACCUUGGGGCCCCGAUCCAAACAACACGUGUGGUUGGCAGCAAGGUCGGGGGGUCUGCAGAGAGGUUCAAGUGGACACGAGACCCUGGAGCGGUCCCUACAACCUCCGCAAUGUGGAUGACCGGGAACGAUGGCCCCUGAAGUUCUUCAAUAGAAGUUGCCAGUGCACAGGAAACUUUGCUGGAUACAACUGUGGGGACUGCAAAUUUGGCUGGACUGGCCUCAACUGUGAUGUGAAGAAGCCUGUGGUUGUUCGGAGAAACAUCCAUGCACUGAGUGAAGAAGAGCUGGAACAAUUCUUGGACGCUCUAAACCGCUCAAAGACAACCAUCCACCCGGACUACGUCAUUGCUACCCAGCACUGGCUGAGCCUGCUUGGCCCCAGUGGAAAUGACCCACAAAUUGUAAACUGCAGCAUCUAUGACUUCUUUGUGUGGCUUCAUUAUUACUCGGUCAGAGACACUCUAUUAGGACCUGGCCGCCCCUUUACAGCAAUAGACUUCUCACACCAAGGACCAGCCUUUGUUUCUUGGCACAGGUAUCACUUGCUGCUCCUGGAAAGAGAUCUGCAGCGGAUGAUUGGCAAUGAGUCCUUUGCACUUCCAUACUGGAAUUUUUCAACAGGAAGAAAUGAGUGUGAUGUGUGUACUGAUCGACUCCUUGGAGCAUCAAGACCAGAAGAUCCAAAUCUCAUCAGUCAGAAUUCAAGAUUUUCACGUUGGGAAAUAAUAUGCAAUAGCCUGGAUGAUUAUAACCGUCUGGUGACACUGUGUAAUGGAUCCAGAGAAGGGCCCCUGCGGAGGAACCCAUUCAGCAAUAGUGACGAUCGGCUUCCGACUAUGGAAGACGUUCGGAACUGUCUCUCACUUCAAGACUUUGAUAAGCCUCCUUUCUUUCGGAAUUCCAGUUUCAGCUUCAGGAAUGCUUUGGAAGGGUUUGAUAAACCAGACGGAACUUUUGGCGUGCCAGUAGUGAGCCUUCACAACUUGGUUCAUGGUGUUUUGAACGGGACCAGUGCAUUCCCUCAUGCUGCUGCUAACGAUCCUGUCUUUGUGGUGCUUCAUUCUUUUACUGAUGCUAUUUUUGAUGAGUGGAUGAAACGGUUUCACCCUUCUGACAGCGCAUGGCCUCAGGAGCUGGCGCCGAUUGGCCACAACAGGAUGUACAACAUGGUUCCUUUCUUCCCUCCUGUGACCAACCAAGAACUGUUUCAAACUGCAGAAGAACUUGGGUAUCGCUAUUCCAUUGAGCUGCCAGACCCAUUGCAGGAAGCCAACGCUUGGGCUGUGAUGGUCGGAUCCACCAUUGGAGGGGCCCUGAUGGCUCUGCUGGUGCUCGUGGCUCUACUUGUUGUCUUCCAGCACAGGAGGCACAGGAAGGGAUUCGAGCCCCUGAUGAAUGCCAGAUUCAGCCCUAAGAAAUACACCGAAGAAGCCUGAAGGGGUGUUGCUGUGUUUGGCCCUACAACCCGUUCUCAAGUCAUUAACUGGAGUGACCCUGAUGGCUUGUUGAGAGCUUGGCAAAUAGCAGUGCCUGGGGUAGUACAAAUCCUUCCACUGAGUACCCAUUUCUUUAUGUUUGGAGUUACGUCUUUUCAGAAGAGCAAUUGGGGUAGACUUGGAUCUCUAGCCCAUAAACCACAGCCUCUCCAUUCCCCCCCCCCCUUUGCCUCAGGUUGCACAUAUACAUACACGCAUAGAGGUGAGAGUUGAUGUAUAUGUUCAAACAUAGCAGACUCAGAGCUUGUUGGAAUUGCACAACUUCUGGGUUCUGAAGGUGAGUAAAUCCUACCCUUGAACAUCUAAUAAACAGCUUUGCACUUAGAAAAGUAGCUCAUCAGGAGUUCUGCCUGACAUCCUGCUUUUCCAGGUACAGGGAAAACAAAAACAAAAAAAUCCCACCUCUACAAUUUGAAUUGUGGUAUGCGCUUGGAUCCAAAGGACCACCAAAGGAGGGAAGCUGUAGUAUGGGAGAGACUCCUUGCCUCCCUGUCCUGUGCUGAUUCUUUUGAAAUUAUGCCCUCGAGGGUCAAGGCAACUUCAGAAGCAGCAAAUGGGAGAUCAAAGUGAGGGUUCACAAUGGGAGGGGCAAUCGGUGAAAAAUGGUUUCUUCUAGCAGCUGGUAUUUUGUUGCCUUUAGCUUCAACCCCUGGUUCUCCUAAAACUCAUGCCAUGUGAUUAUUCUGACAGCAAAGUUCAGUUUUAAGGGCCUAACUAGGCGUUAUGUACAUGAAAUCUUAAAAAAAAAUUUCCUUCUUUCAAGAGAAAGUGUUUUGCAGUAUGAAAUGAUUGGAGUAGGGAGGGCAGGCGAGGAAAUGCUUUGCCUUUUGACCACCCACUAAAUCCUCCCCCCCCCCCCGGCCCCCUGCUUUUCCCUCCAUGGGUUCCAGGCACGUGCUUCUGAAGAGAGCAUAGACAGGAGAGGCAGGGAGCAGACUGACAGGAAGCAGGUUCUGCUCCCUUCUCCUCUGCUAUGAAUCCCCAUCUUUUGAGGCUGUUUUCCAUGAACAGAAGCCCAUGCACCUCUGUGACAUGUGUUUGCAUGUGGCUGGUCGCUAAGAGGCAUUUUGGCAGCUUGCAUGCUGUGCCACAAAUCAAAACAGCAGAUUAAGGCUGUAAUGCAAAGGGGGGGGGGGAUUUCUGAAGCCACAUUGGAAGCAACAGGAAGCCAGCGCCAGUACCACCAGUACCAUGCAAAGUGUCACAGAUGCUGGCGCAGGGGGCAGGGCACCAGGCACCUCCACAGCACAGGGACCCGGUUGUUUUCCUCUAUGCUGUCCCUCCUGAACCACAGGCAACUGCACUGCAGCGCGGGGGGGGGGGGGGGUUCCUGGGACAGAGCUAACUUUAGUCAGUUCUCAAAAGACUUUCAGCCCGGGAAUCCUUCCUUAUUCCUCCCAAAAGAAUGUCAUAAGUCUUGUUGCCCAUGGCCUUUGCUGGGGGAGAAUGAAAGUUCUCUUUCUCCCCCAGUGCCCAAGCAGGCUGUUGCCUCUUCGGAGGCAGAGAAAUGGCAGCGUCCCCUCCCACUGCUCUAAUGACCCUUCCCUUUGGAUUGACCUGUAAAUUUUGAAUGUGGGAGGGAAAAAUACAGAGUUAUAAUUCGUGUUUAAUGAAGCUCCCCAGAGGGUCUUGGAAAAGGCACAGUCACACCCCCGAACUACCCCACAAGCUGGUUGGGAAGGUAACAAAAGGCCUUUCUCAGAAGGACAGAUUUAAAAUGUAAUAAAUAAUUAGUGCUACUUUAAAA